CUAGAUUGUCAUUAAAGUCAAAUAGAAAGCAUGAUAGCUAAGAUAUGUGUACUUUUUGUUGAUAAAAAUGCUCUAUCGUUGUAUUAAUAAAAAAAGAAAUUUCUUUACAUAAAAAUAUAAACAUGACUUUUAUAAAGUUUAUAGGAAAAACUAUUGGUGUUACAGGCUAUGUGUUACAAUAUGCAUGUUUAACGCACUGUACUUUUGAAUAUGUAGGAGAUUUUGUUAUGUGUUCUGGCCCCUCUAUGGAACCAACCUUAGAAAGUAAUAAUAUACUUUUUACAGAGCAUAUAACACCCCGAUUGCAAAGAUUAAAAAGAGGUGACAUAAUAAUAGCAAAGAGUCCUGUGAAUCCCAAACAGAAUAUUUGUAAAAGAAUAAUAGGUUUACCGGGUGAUAAAGUCAGAGGGCACUUUCCUAAACGCAGUCAAAUAGUACCAAGGGGUCAUGUGUGGUUAGAGGGGGACAACUCUAGUAAUUCUGCAGAUUCUAGAAGUUAUGGCCCAGUCCCGCAAGGUUUAAUACGAAGUAGGGUUGUGUGUAGAGUUUGGCCAUUAAAUAAAAUGUGUUCAUUAACCGAAUACUAGUAUGUAUCAAUUAUGACAAAUUUAGUCAGCUUAUGUAUUUAAUGUAAAUAAUUAAACUAUUUUAAUAUGUCUAAUAA
Messenger RNA from Danaus plexippus (monarch butterfly), 664 nucleotides. Its product is annotated as mitochondrial inner membrane protease subunit 1. The transcript is spliced from 2 exons. Gene Ontology annotation, cellular component: mitochondrial inner membrane peptidase complex; membrane. The coding region runs from base 123 to 587 and encodes 154 amino acids. The record is from RefSeq and is a predicted model, not a curated record. Gene Ontology annotation, molecular function: serine-type endopeptidase activity. NCBI's taxonomy places the organism in Eukaryota, Metazoa, Arthropoda, Insecta, Lepidoptera, Nymphalidae.